AUGCAAGGCAUAGACGGUUUAACAGAGGAAAUGUUCAUUGAGAUGCUAGGUAAACCAGAUAUUGGCUAUGUCAAAAGACGCGAUGGGAAAGAUCUGGAACCUGGGAUACCCGAAUACAUCGUGAGGCCCACCUCAUAUCCCAGGUAUUCUCGGGAUCUGGCUCAGACUGUCAAAAUAAUCGACUUCGGGGAGUCAUUUUUGCACACUGCUAUUCCUGAAACACUACAUACACCUUUAGCUCUUCGGGCACCGGAAGUUGUAUUUCAAGAUCCCAUUGAUUAUCGUGUCGAUUUGUGGAGCAUGGGCUGCAUGCUCUUUGAACUAUUCGCGGGCCAGCCACCUUUCGACACCAUGAUAACGCCCGCAAUUCUUGUUGGCCAAAUGCGAGAGAUGGCAAUAGAUGAUCUACCGGAAAGAUGGCAAGAGAAAUUGAAUACGAUGAAAGCAGAGGACAGCAGGGCCACAGAAAUCUCCGGUCACAACUUGCAGGAAUGGCUAGAAGAAAUUUACUUCGAUAGCCCGAGGCCCGAUCUCUCCCGUCAGGACAUAGUGAGGCUAGGACAGAUCGUUGGAAAGCUAUUGCAUUUCGAGCCAUCUGCAAGAGCGUCAGCGAAAGAAGUUCUUGAUGACCCUUGGUUUGACGAAUGA
This is a messenger RNA of Penicillium griseofulvum, 648 nucleotides long. RefSeq lists its product as uncharacterized. The record is from RefSeq and is a predicted model, not a curated record. The transcript has 2 exons. Gene Ontology annotation, biological process: protein phosphorylation. NCBI's taxonomy places the organism in Eukaryota, Fungi, Ascomycota, Eurotiomycetes, Eurotiales, Aspergillaceae. Gene Ontology annotation, molecular function: ATP binding; protein kinase activity. The coding region runs from base 1 to 648 and encodes 215 amino acids.